AUGUCUGAACGAGAAUCCGACGGUCCAUUGACGAGUCUAGGCAGUGUGUCAACUGCCAGAACUUCUCGGAAAGAAAUUCACGCAAACAAUAUAGUUCCUUUCAAUGCGUCACUCUACACCAUUCUUACCAUCAUCGGCACUCUUCAAAUUUCCGUUAUCAUUCCGAGUAUCGGCUCAUUCGUCUCUUUUAUUAGCGCAUUGUUCCUUUUUGAGUGGCUCAACCUCCACUUUCAGUCGAUGACGAGAAGUCGUCGCGCAUGUUUCGAUGUGGCAAAUGUGUUGGAGACAUAUCAGCCAAGAAACCGAACUCAUGGACAUCUUUUUGUGCCGGAUCCACCAACUCCCUGCGUCAAAAUCGACGAAGAUGGAAGCCACGACAUGCCGAAGGAGAAGAACGCAUUCUCCAAUGCUAGAGAUUCUCACUACGAGAACAUGUACCAGAAAGCGAUUCAAAUGGCCAAAGAAAUGGACCAAAUGGAAAAAAUUGCGGCGAGUCCAAAUCUCGACGCAUCGCAGAAUGUCGAGCUGAAACCGGCGAAUCCGGAACAGGAUAAAAAGGAAAGUGAAGAGAAAGCGAAACAAGCGAAGAAGAAGUAUGAUGAUGAUAUGUCAAAGCCGUUCAGCUGUUAG
Caenorhabditis remanei is the source of this 630-nucleotide messenger RNA. RefSeq lists its product as uncharacterized. The transcript is spliced from 5 exons. NCBI's taxonomy places the organism in Eukaryota, Metazoa, Nematoda, Chromadorea, Rhabditida, Rhabditidae. The coding region runs from base 1 to 630 and encodes 209 amino acids. The record is from RefSeq and is a predicted model, not a curated record.